Oncorhynchus tshawytscha (Chinook salmon) is the source of this 807-nucleotide messenger RNA. RefSeq names its product SRA stem-loop-interacting RNA-binding protein, mitochondrial. Gene Ontology annotation, molecular function: mRNA 3'-UTR binding; poly(U) RNA binding; poly(G) binding. The transcript has 4 exons. The record is from RefSeq and is a predicted model, not a curated record. Bases 72 to 374 code for a protein of 100 amino acids. Gene Ontology annotation, biological process: spermatogenesis; positive regulation of mRNA splicing, via spliceosome. Lineage: Eukaryota; Metazoa; Chordata; Actinopteri; Salmoniformes; Salmonidae.
CCGGUGUGUGUCAAGUCACGUGACUCGGGUCAAAGGUAACUUCCAGCUAGUUAGCUUUCCAAGGACGCAGCAUGGCAUCGUCUAAGAAGGUUUUUGAGGUGUUUGUGUCUAAAAUACCAUGGACCAUUGCAAGCAAGGACAUGAGGGAGUACUUUGGGCAGUUCGGGCAAGUCAAGAAAUGCCUACUUCCUUUUGACAAGGAGACAGGAUUCCACAGAGGCUUCUGCUGGAUUGGCUACACGUCCGAGGAAGGCCUGCACAAUGCUCUCCAGAAAGACCAACACAUGCUGGAGGGAGCCACGCUUCAAGUUCAAAGAAACAGAAAAGUGUUUGCGGGACAGAAGACAAACAAAGAGGUGGUGGAGGGACAGUGAAGGGUGUGCGUUUUGUACAAUGUUUGUAUAUAUGAGAGGGUGUAUUAAAUACCUUUUAAAUAGAAACAGAACUAGGCCAUUCAACAUUUGUUUGUUUUUUUAGUUUUUGUUCAUAGUACGAUGUCUUCAUAUUUUAUUGUAAUUUGUCAAAAGAAAGAAUCAUGAUUACGGUGUCUGUUUUGCAUGUUGACAAAAUGGUUGAAGGGAGAAGUGCGUUCCUUUUGGCACCCUGUCACUAACUGCAUAUUAAGACAGACGACGAGGAUGAUGAUGAUGAUGAUGAUGGCAGGAUCUCUGUUAUUGUGCUUCGAUCAUGAUUAUUGAUGGCUGCUUUACACAACCUCUGCAUCUGUCUGUAUUAAACUAUGACUAGGUUUAUCACUUUUCUCAGUCGGGCAUCACACUUCACUUAAUAAAAAUGACUGAUUUACAA